AUGCAGUCCCUUCGCCGCUCGCUCGCGACGCACGGCGCGCGAUCUUUCGCGCGCGGGGGCGCCGGCGCUCCCGCCCCUGUCGCGUUCUUCCCCCCCGCGGCCUCGACGCUGCUGAACCACCGCCGCGGGAAGAGCACGGAGGCGCUCGCGGAUGACUUGGUGAAAGCGUGCGACGACCUCCUCGCCGCCGGGAAGCGGAUCAACUGGAUCUUCCUCGGCGCCCCCGGGGUCGGGAAAGGGACGUACGCGACGCGGAUCUCUAAGCUCAUGAAGAUCCCGCACAUCAGCGCGGGAGAUCUCGUGCGGGACGAGAUCAAGCGCGGGACCGCGAGAGGCGCGGAGAUGGAAGCGAUCACGAGCACGGGGCAGCUCCUUCCGGACUCGGUCAUCUUGGACAUCUUGAAGGACCGCGUCCAGCGAGGGAUCGAGAACGGCGAGCGGGGUUUUCUGUUGGACGGAUUCCCUCGCACCGCGGCUCAGGCCGCGGCGCUGAAGGAGUUCGCGGAGGUGCAGCAGGUGCUGAACCUCGGUCUGCGAGAGGACAUCCUCGUCGAGAAGUGCUGCGCGCGACGGCUGUGCAAAGAGUGCGGGAAGAACUUCAACAUCGCGGACAUAAACUACCCCGGGGACCCGCCGAUCGUGAUGCCGCCUCUGAAUCCGCCGAAAGAGUGCGAGCACAAGAUGGAACAGAGGAAGGACGACACCGAGGAGGUAGUGAAAGCGCGGUUGAAGGUGUACAAAGACAACGCGAAGCCGGUGGAGGAUUUUUACGAAAAGGAAGGGAAGCUCGCGGAGUUCCAAAUCGUAUCGGGGAUCCCGGAGACGAUGCCCGUGCUCCUGACGAAGAUCAUCGGGAUCGUCAAGGCGUCCAAGUGA
Molecule: messenger RNA, 876 nt
Organism: Micromonas pusilla CCMP1545
Lineage: Eukaryota; Viridiplantae; Chlorophyta; Mamiellophyceae; Mamiellales; Mamiellaceae
Product: adenylate kinase
Exons: 1
Coding region: 1-876 (291 amino acids)
Biological process (GO): nucleobase-containing compound metabolic process
Cellular component (GO): cytoplasm; mitochondrion
Molecular function (GO): AMP kinase activity; ATP binding
Source: RefSeq, a predicted model, not a curated record